AUGAAGUUCGAUUAUUUUGUGUUUGGACUAAUUUUAUUAUGUUCAGAUUCUAUUUACGGACAAAUUGAAACGAUCAAAGAAGAGUCUGUAACUGAUCAAGGAUGGUUAUUUCAGUAUAUGAUGUUUUCAAGCAGUGAUAAAAUCACUUCUGUCUUUUUAUAUCAUAUACAUGAAUCAACACCAAUUUUAACAAUAGUAGAUAUCCCAAUUGAAUACCUUUAUUAUAUCAGCUGA
Schistosoma mattheei is the source of this 234-nucleotide messenger RNA. Lineage: Eukaryota; Metazoa; Platyhelminthes; Trematoda; Strigeidida; Schistosomatidae. The record is from the annotation of a GenBank genome assembly.